Messenger RNA from Medicago truncatula (barrel medic), 4083 nucleotides. RefSeq names its product putative disease resistance RPP13-like protein 1. The coding region runs from base 1 to 4083 and encodes 1360 amino acids. The record is from RefSeq and is a predicted model, not a curated record. The transcript has a single exon. Gene Ontology annotation, molecular function: ADP binding. Lineage: Eukaryota; Viridiplantae; Streptophyta; Magnoliopsida; Fabales; Fabaceae.
AUGGCGACUAUUGUGGUAGAAGCACUUCUUUCAGCUUCUUUGGAGCUGUUGUUGAAAAAAAUUGUUGCUGAAGAUUUCGUGGAUUUCAUUCGGAGUACCAAACUUGAUGUUGCACUGUUGGAAAAGCUGAACGUAACACUGCUGAGUCUACAAGCUGUACUUCAUGAUGCUGAGGAGAAGCAGAUCACCAACCCUGCUGUUAAGCAAUGGCUGGAUCUGUUGCGAGAUGCUGUCUUUGAAGCUGAUGAUUUGUUUGAUGAAAUCAACACCGAGGCUUUGCGGCGCAAAGUGGAAGGUGAGGAUGAAACCCAAACUGCUUCUACUAAGGUGCUCAAAAAACUCUCUUAUCAUUUCAAAAUGUUUAAUAGAAAGAUCAACUCUAAACUACAAAAGCUAGUUGAUAGAUUAGAAAAUUUGAGCAACCAAAAUCUUGGUUUCAAAGGUGCUUCCAGCAGUGUUUGGCAUGGAACUCCUACAAGCUCCGUUAUGGGGGAUGAAUAUGCUAUUUAUGGUAGAGAGGAAGACAAAAAGAAACUGAAAGAGUUUCUACUUGCAGAGGAUGUUAGUGACGGUCGAAGUAAAAUAGGAGUGAUUUCCAUUGUGGGGAUGGGAGGGCUAGGAAAAACAACACUAGCUAAACUCCUCUACAACGACCGUGAAGUGAAGGAGAAAUUUGAGGUGAGAGGGUGGGCACAUAUCUCAAAAGAUUUUGAUGUUGUCACCGUCACUAAAACCAUCCUUGAAUCUGUCACUUCAAAGAGAAAUGACACUGAUGCCUUGAAUAUUUUACAAGUGCAAUUGCAACAAAGUUUAAGAAGUAAAAAGUUUUUGCUUGUACUCGAUGACAUAUGGCAUGGAAAAUAUGUUGACUGCUGGAAUAGUUUGAUUGACAUAUUUAAUGUUGGGUUAAGGGAGAGUAAGGUCAUCAUCACAACAAGAAAUGAAAGAGUUGCAGCAACCAUGCAAACCUUUCUUCCAAUCUACAAACUCGAACCUCUGCAAAGAGAUGAUUGUUGGUCUUUGCUUGCCAAAUAUGCAUUUCCAACAAGUAACUACCAACAACGAUCCAAUCUAAAAAAAAUUGGCAGAGAAAUUGCCAAAAAAUGUGAUGGCUUGCCAUUAGCUGCAAUAGCAAUAGGGGGUCUUCUUCGCACCAAAUUCUCACAAGAUUAUUGGAAUGAUGUAUUAAAAAGUAAUAUUUGGGAAUUGACAAAUGAUGAGGUGCAACCAUCUCUGCUAUUGAGUUAUCGUUAUCUUCCUGCUCCUUUAAAAGGAUGCUUUGCUUACUGUUCAAUUUUUCCGAAGAACUCAAUCUUAGAGAAAAAUAUGGUAGUUCAGUUGUGGAUUGCAGAAGGUUUAGUACCUCAGCCCAAAAAUGAGAAAAGUUGGGAAAAAGUAGCCGAAGAAUACUUUGAUGAACUAGUGUCAAGGUGUCUGAUACGUAAAAGGUCCAUUGAUGAUCUGGAAGUAAGCUUUGAAAUGCAUGAUCUCGUCAAUGAUUUGGCUAUGAUAGUUUCAUCUCCGUAUUGUAUUAGGUUGGACGAACAGAAGCCACAUGAAAGAGUACGCCAUUUGUCAUACAAUAUAGGUGAAUAUGACUCAUACGAUAAAUUUGACCAUUUGCAAGGGUUAAAAAGUCUACGAACAAUCCUACCAUUGCCAUUGCAUCUACCAAGGUUCUCGUCUGACAAUUUUGUGUCGAGGAAGUUAGUUUAUGACUUGCUGCCACAAAUGAAACAGUUACAUGUGUUGUCUCUAUCAAAUUACAAGAAUAUCACUAAGUUGCCCAACUCUAUUGGAAAUUUAAUAUACCUGCGAUACUUAAAUCUCUCUCGCACUGGGAUUAGAAGGUUGCCUUCUGAAACAUGCAAGCUUUACAAUCUACAGACCUUAUUGUUGUCAUGCUGCGAUAGUCUCAUUGAAUUACCGAAAGACAUGGGGAAAUUAGUGAAUUUACGGCACCUUGACAUCAGAGGCACUCCAUUGUAUGAAAUUCCUGCACAAAUAUUAAAACUAGAAAAUCUACAAACCUUGUCUGACUUUGUUGUCAACUCUGAGGACGUCGGGUUGAAGAUUGCAGAUAUGGGAAAAUAUUCCCAUCUACAGGGGAGCCUUUUCAUCUCAAAGCUUCAAAAUGUAACUGACCCAUCCCAUGCUUUUCAAGCAAAUUUGAUGAUGAAAAAACAAAUUGACGAGUUGCAACUACAAUGGUCUUACACUACAAGUUCACAAUUACAACAAUGGUCUUGCACUACAAGUUCACAAUUACAAAGUGUUGUAUUAGAACAGUUGCGUCCAUCGACAAAUUUGAAGAAUCUCACCAUCACUGGCUAUGGUGGAAACAACUUUCCAAGUUGGUUGGGUGGUUCUUUAUUUUGCAACAUGGUGUGUUUGAAGAUUUCACACUGUGAUAAUUGUCCAAGGUUGCCACCCUUGGGGCAAUUAGGUAAUCUUAGGAAGCUCUUUAUUGACAAGAUGAAAUCAGUCAAGAGUAUUGGUAUUGAACUCUAUGGAAGUGGUUCUCCUUUGUUUCAACCAUUUCCUUUAUUGGAGACUCUUGAAUUUGAUACGAUGCUAGAGUGGAAAGAAUGGAAGUUGACAGGAGGUACAUCUACAGAGUUUCCUCGUCUAACAUGUCUGUCACUGCGAAAUUGUCCGAAACUCAAAGGAAACAUACCCCUUGGACAAUUAAGUAAUCUAAAAGAACUCCGUAUUGAAGGGAUGAACUCAGUAAAGACAUUUGGUAGUGAGUUCUAUGGAAGUAGUAAUUCUCCUUUGUUUCAACCAUUUCUCUCCUUGGAGACUCUACAGUUUAGGGAUAUGCAAGAGUGGGAGGAAUGGAAGCUAAUUGGAGGUACAUCUACAGAGUUUCCUAGUCUUUCACAUUUGUCACUAUAUGGAUGUCCGAAACUCAAAGGAAACAUACCCGGCAACCAUCCUAGUCUUACAAGUCUGUCACUUGAAUAUUGUCUCAAACUCAAAGGGAUGUCACCCAAGAACCUUCCUUCCCUAAGAGAACUUGACUUAAGAGAAUGCCCUCUAUUAAUGGAGUCAAGUCAUUCAGAUGAUAAAAGAAACAUUACAAUUACAAGCCCGUCAUCAGAUGUAUUCAGUGAAUUGAUGAUCAGUCUCAAUUCUCUUCGAAAGAUUACCUUAAAAGACAUUCCAUCUCUAACAUCCCUCCCGAGAGACAGUCUGCCAAAAACCUUACAAUCUCUCAUAAUAUGGAAUUGUGGUAAUUUGGAGUUCAUUCCUUAUGAAUUCUCUGACAGUUACAAAUCACUCGAGAAUUUGGAAAUAUCCAACAGUUGUAAUUCGAUGAUAUCGUUUACCUUGGGCUUUCUCCCUUUCCUCCAAACUCUACAUAUUUGUAACUGUAAAAGCCUAAAAUCCAUAUUAAUUGCAGAAGACACAUCACAGCAUAAUCUCUUGUUUCUUAGAACGGUCGAAAUAAGGAAAUGCGAUGAACUGGAGUCCGUUUCCCUGGGUGGAUUUCCCAUUCCUAGCCUCGUUCAUUUAACUGUGUGUGAGUGUAAGAAGCUUCGUUCGCUGCCAGAACCAACAAACACUCUUGGUAUCCUUCAAAAUGUGGAAAUUCGAGACCUUCCAAAUCUGCAAUAUUUUGCCAUAGAUGAUUUGCCUAUCAGUUUACGGGAACUCAGUGUAUACAAAGUUGGAGGAAUUUUGUGGAAUGCAACUUGGGAACGUCUUACAUCUCUUUCAGUGUUGAAUAUUACGGGGGAUGAUCAUGUGAAGGCGAUGAUGAAAAUGGAAGUUCCGUUGCUACCCACUUCUCUCGUUUCCUUAACGAUCUCUUUUGAAGAUAUAGAAUGCUUGGAUGGGAAGUGGCUUCAACAUCUCACCUCUCUCCAGGAACUUAAGAUUUCUGGUUCUCCCAAGCUCAAGUCAUUGCCAGAAAAGGGGAAGUUGCCUUCCUCUCUUAAAGUAUUGCGUAUCAUUGACUGCCCAUUGUUGGAAGAAAUUUGCCGAUGGAAAAGUGGGAAAGAGUGGCGUAAGAUUUCUCACAUUCCCUUCAUAUUUUUCGGCAGCAUUCCCUUCAUGGACAGUAUCAUAUCCUGGUGA